AUGUUUUGCAUAGGGAAAUAUGGGAAUAAUAUCUUCUUCCAGAUAGUCUCAAGAUCACCUAAUCUCCAGCUAAUGGUUCAAAAAGUAUUUCAGAGUAACAAAAAUCAGCAGAUGCCUAUCUUUCAAAGUGACGAAGAUGCAAUAUACCAACUAGAACAGUUUUUCCUGAGGCAAAUAGGACCAGCUCCCAAGCUAUUAGUCCUGGACGACGUCUGGUCAGGAUCCGAAUCACUCAUUCAGCAGUUCCUUCUUCCAAUAAGUGGAUAUAAAAUUUUGGUUACAUCGAGAUUUGUGUUUCCACGAUUUGAAUGGACUUAUAAAUUGAAUAUAUUGAAUCAUCAAGAUGCGAUGACCCUGUUUCAUCAUUAUGCCUUUAAAGAUGGGGUCCGUACUGUGCAAAAACAUCUUGUAGAAGAGGUUGUCAGAGGUUGCUCAGGAUAUCCAUUAGCCCUCACAGUUGUUGGCAGGUCACUCUAUAGGCAGCCUGAGGUGAACUGGAUUAACACAGUUCAAAAUUGGUCCCAAGGGCAAUCCAUUUAUGACACCGACAUGGUUUUGCUUAGUCGUCUAAAAACCAGCUUAGAUGCCUUGGAUGGAAUGACAGUCCUCAAGAAUUGUUUCUUGGAUCUAGGUUUAUUUCCUGAAGAUCAAAGGAUCCAUGCUGCAGCUCUUAUGGAUAUGUGGGCGGAACUGUACAACCUGGACGAAAGUGGCAUGUACACCCUUAUCUAUCUCCAUGAACUCUCAAACAGAAAUCUGGUUGAUCUUACUCUUGUAAGAAAAGAUGAUCAGGAUGAUAUUGACUACUGCAAAGAGCAUUUUGUAAUGCAACAUGAUCUUCUGAGGGAGAUGGCUAUCCACCAAAGUAAACAAGGUUCCAUAGAAGAGAGAGAGAGAUUAAUUGUGGAAAUAAAUGGGAAUGCCUUUCCCAAGUGGCUAACUGAUCAAAAGCAGCAACCCAUCAAUGCCCGCAUUUUAUCAAUCACUACAGGGAUCAAUCCAACUUGGGAUUCUAGCCUUACUAAUUCAAAGGUGAAUGGGAAUGCAGUAGUUGCUUAUGAGGCACUGCCUAGUUUUAAAGAUGUUGCUAAUUCCGAGAAGCAAAACUUGUUUAUCAAAAAGCUGAAUUUGGGCUGUGUGGUAUUUGACUUCACUGACCCGACGAAGAAUGUGAACGAAAAAGACAUCAAGAAACAGACAUUGGUGGAGCUUGUUGAUUACAUUACUUCUGCAAAUGGAAAAUUCACAGAAACUAUUAUGCAAGAAAUUGUGAGAAUGGUAUCCAUAAGUUUGUUCUGGGCACUCUCUGCUCAAUCAUGGUAG
Fraxinus pennsylvanica is the source of this 1323-nucleotide messenger RNA. Lineage: Eukaryota; Viridiplantae; Streptophyta; Magnoliopsida; Lamiales; Oleaceae. The record is from the annotation of a GenBank genome assembly.